UGCGGACAACAGAACAAACGUAACAGCUUCCGGUUUCCUUUAGAAUUCGUGCGUGCUUGUGUGAGCGUUGAGUUUUAAUUAUUUCAAAUGUCUGAAAAACGAAACAAUGUGAUGUUUAUUAAUAGUAGCUGAUAUACAACAACAAGUAUUGCAUCUGGCGUUUUUUAGAUCAUAGGCUACUCAUUUUGCUAGCCAUUUACAGAGAUAAGUUAUAACCUUGGUGUCACCGGUCCAAAUGGCUGUUUUCUGUCGUGCAUUGCAGAAACCUUCAUUUGCAGUUAAGAAUUUGCCAGAGGCCACACAGUUGCCCUGGAUGGUGUCUCUACGCUGCAAAUUCACCAAACCACGCAUUCCUCCAGAGGUGUUUGAGGAACGGUCCAAAGAGCACGAGAAAUAUGGCGGGGACCCCGAGCAACCUCACAAGCUGCAUCUUGUCACGCGGGUGAAGACCGCGAUUCGCCGACCCUACUGGGAGAAAAAGAUUGUGCACGACCUUGGCCUGGGAAAGGCCCACCAAGCUUGUGUACAUAAGAAUAUCCCUUCGGUCAAUAACAAACUGAAAGUCAUAAAACACCUUGUAAAGAUCCAGCCCCUGAAGCUGCCCCAAGGACUUCCGGCUGAAGAGGACAUAGCCGACACGCUGCUGACCAGCAGAGGAGAGCUGGUGGUCAGAAAGCGACUCAAACCCCUGGAGCCAAAGGCCAUCGAGCCUUAGGCCAAAGCGUCAUGCUGGCUAUCCUGUAAAAUAAUUAAAUCUUUCUAUUGCCA
Anguilla anguilla (European eel) is the source of this 768-nucleotide messenger RNA. It is a transcript of the gene mrpl30, whose product is annotated as mitochondrial ribosomal protein L30. Gene Ontology annotation, biological process: translation. Gene Ontology annotation, molecular function: structural constituent of ribosome. Lineage: Eukaryota; Metazoa; Chordata; Actinopteri; Anguilliformes; Anguillidae. Gene Ontology annotation, cellular component: large ribosomal subunit; mitochondrion. The transcript has 5 exons. The record is from RefSeq and is a predicted model, not a curated record. Bases 236 to 715 code for a protein of 159 amino acids.